This is a messenger RNA of Seminavis robusta, 2430 nucleotides long. NCBI's taxonomy places the organism in Eukaryota, Bacillariophyta, Bacillariophyceae, Naviculales, Naviculaceae. The record is from the annotation of a GenBank genome assembly.
AUGAGGGUAUCCACAGCAGUACUUUUGCUCCUUGCUCUCUCGGAUGUCGGCCAGGGAUUUCUCCCAACCGGUGGCUUGCAAAGACACGCUUUCCCAGCAUUGUCGUCGUGGGCGGGUGGCAGCAGUUACCUCGACAAUAUCAGUCCUUCUACCGGCACCACUACUGACAAGGAUGAUAACAAUAAUAUUAAUGGGGCUGCUACUCAUCCGGCCGAAUUGUCAUAUGGAACGACAAUGGGUCCAUCACAAGCAGCACUGCCGGUCACUCAAGACCAACACAUGAAUGUAGAGAAUGACAUGAUGCCAGAGGGAUGGACCAUGUACUAUGAUCCAGAAAGUGGAAACCCAUACUAUUACUGUGACAUUGAUGGAACCACUUCUUGGGACAGGCCGGCAGCACAUGAAACAGCAGCAGCAGCUGCAGUCCAGCUGGAAUCAAAUAGUGCCAUGAAUUCAUACCAGCAGACUUCUGCUGUAGUGCCUGAACCAACAGAAGAGGACGACCCAUUGCCAGAAGGAUGGACCAUGCAUGUGGAUCCACAAAGUGGACACCCUUAUUACUACUUUGAGGCAGAUGGAACUAGCUCUUGGGAGAGACCACAACAGCAGCAACAACAAGCAGCAACAGCAACAAUCACUGCACCAGUGGAAGAAGAGUCACCAAUUCCAGAAGAGCAAGACAUGGAACGAUUUCUCAAAAUGGUCUCGACCGAAAUUGGAGUCAAAACACUCAAUAAACAAAAUCCAUUCGCCAUUACGGAUGUCCCCUACGACGUCGUCUUAUCCAAGGGGUUUGAUCAGAUUGAAGAUUCCAUCAUGAAGACACGUCAAAAAAUGGCCGCCGAACGAUACUAUGCCAAUACGGAUGAUGACGACUUUGUGGGCGCAGAAGAGGAGGAUGGUCGGCGUCCCACCGUGUUGGUUCUGGGUACCGGAUGGGCAGCGCAUGCCUUUGUCAAGGUGGCCAAUACAUUUGACUUGAGAGUCGUGGUGGUGUCGCCCGUCAAUCAUUUUGUCUUUACGCCAAUGUUGGCGUCGGCGGCAGUAGGAACUGUAGAACCUCGCAGCAUGACGGAACCAAUCCGUGUUUCUAAUCCUACCAUUGACAACUACGUCGAGGGCCGUGCGGUUGGCAUUGAUGUCGCAAACAAAGAACUCACAGUUGAAGUUACAUCCAAACAAACAGAUGAAGGCAUCAUCCCUAUGGCCACAGAAAUGGAUAAUGAGAAUGGCGAAUCACCCCAGUCGACAAUCUACUACGAAAGUGACAUCAACAAUAAACUCAUUCAACUCAAGUACGACCAUCUCAUUUGUGCCGUCGGUACCGGUGUGCGAUCGAGCAUGGUGGAGGGAGCGGAAGAACACUGCUACAAUCUAAAGACCAGCGAUGAUUCCAAGCGACUGCGGACUGCCAUUGGGGAAGCCUUGGAGUUUGCCAGUCGACCUGAAAUUCGUGGCUCCGACUAUGCAUUGACGCAGGAACGAAAACGACGCGUUCGAUUUGUCAUUAUCGGUGGCGGUCCUACGGGUGUGGAACUGGCAGGAGAACUGAAUGACUUUUUGCAGGAGAUUUGUGAACCAAAGGUUGGAGCCUAUCAACGAUUGGCCAAUGAUUAUCAAGUCAUGUUGGUACAUGGUGGCCCUGAUUUGCUUCCCAUGUUCAACCCCGAUCUACGAAAGCGAGCCAAAGAAUCCCUCGAAGCACAAGGCGUGGAAGUGCGAUUGAACACUCGCAUCGCAAAGGUUAAGAGCAAUUUCGUCAAACUCCAAAAGAAGGGCAGCGACGAGUUGGAAGUUGUCCCCAACGGUGUGACAGUUUGGGGCGCCGGUAAUGAACCUGUGCCAUUUGUGCAGGAAAUGCUGUCACAGCUUCCCGAGAGUGCCAAGGGGAGUGCGGGUCGAAUCAACGUCGAUCCCUGGCUUCGUUGUCCCACUCCCACUGCCGAGUCGUUUGGUUCCAUUCUGGUGCUCGGUGAUGUUGCAUGCCUGGAAGUGGAUACCAAAUACAGCUCCGUCCCAGCCAUUCUCCCUCAGACGGCUCAAGUUGCCGGACAACAGGGAUACUUUGCGGCACGUUUGCUCAACCGAGGAUACGAUCUCGCCCAGACACCACCUCGACUUCCCAAAAAAGAAGAUCAUCCUUUUGACGACUUUUCGUUACUUCGGAUUUGGCUGAUGGUGCGUGGGUUGGAGGAAGCACCUGAUUUCAACUUUUUGAAUUUGGGCUUGUUGGCAUACGUCGGUGGCGGGGAAGCCUUGACGCAGGUGCAAGUUGGUGAUGUGCCCCUGUUUGACUUUGCGGGCAAGUUUGCUUUUGCCCUGUGGCGAUCCGUUUAUCUGGCGAAACAAGUGGAUUCUCGUAAUCAGGCUAUGAUAUCCUUUGACUGGCUUCGAUCGAACGUCUAUGGACGAGACAUUACGCGAUUCUAA